AUGACCCCAACUGUUAAGAAGAGUAAUAAACGUAGUGAACCAGAGCAAGCUGGCUCCAAGACAGUGAAGAAAGCAAGAAUUUCUGUAGAGUCUUCGGAAGACGAACUGGAUGAAUUAGACGAUUUGGAUGUCGACGAAGAAGAAGAAGAAUUUGAAGAUGAAGAUGAAAAAGAGGUUGAAGAAGGAGAAGAAGAAAGUGGUGAAGAGAAGAAGGAAGAAGGUGCUGGUUCGAACAACCAUGUUGAACAAAGGAAAUUGUUAAAGGAAAGAAAGAUGCAAAGAAGAGCAGGUUCCGAAAUUGCUCAAAUUAAACCAAUUUGGGAAAAAUUACGUUGUAAGAGUCCACCAUUACCAGUGGAAAUCCGUGAAAAGUUGUGUAACGAAAUCUGGGAGAUCGCAAAAGAUCAUAUUGCAGACCUUGUCCUAAAGCAUGAUGCAUCUCGUGUGGUCCAAACUUUGGUCAAAUUUUCCAAUAAGGAACGCCGUGAAUUGAUCUGUAAAGCAUUAACAGGAAAGUUCUAUCAACUAGCAACUUCCUCCUACGGUAAGUAUCUUCUAGUAAAAUUGUUGCAUUACGGAAGUAGAGAUUCAAGACAAUUAAUCAUUGACGAAUUACACGGUGGUUUAAGAAAAUUGAUGAGACACAGAGAAGGUGCCUACGUUGUAGAAGAUCUUUUCGUCUUAUACUCAACACACGAACAAAGACAACAAAUGAUCAGAGAAUUCUGGGGUUCCGAAUAUGCCGUGUUCAGAGAUAACCAUGGCGGAUUAACCAUCGAAGAUGUAACUAAGGACAAUAUCGAAAAGAGAAACAUUAUUUCCAGGAAUUUAAUGGGUACCAUAACGGCAUCUGUGGAAAAAGGUUCUGCAGGUUUCCAAAUCUUACACGCUGCAAUGAAAGAAUUAGUUAAGAUUGCCAAUGAUAAAGAAACCUCCGAAUUAAUCGAAUUAUUACAUGAACAAUUUGCUGAAUUAGUUCACACACCAGAAGGUUGUUUCGUCGCAUGCACUUUGAUUGCUAAGGCAACUGCUAAAGAAAGAAAAUCAAUUUUAAAGACGUUGAAAAACCAUGCUUCUGAAUUAAUUAAAAAUGAACAUGGUAACUUGGUCUUCAUCACUCUCUUAAUGUGUGUUGACGAUACCGUUCUUGUUUUCAAGACUUUCAAUUCAACUAUCAAAGAAUCCUUAAACGAGUUCGUUGUUGAUAAAUAUGGUAGAAGACCAUUCCUUUACAUGUUAUUGGGUCUCGAUGGUAAAUAUUUCUCACCUAUUAUUAAAAAGGAAUUAACUCACUAUGCUGUUCUAUCAGCUAACACAUCUAAGAAAGAUCCCGUAAUUAGAAAACAUGAAUUGCUGGACAAAUUUGCCCUUGUCUUCCUAAAUUCUAUAUUAAAGAACUAUUCUGAAAUCUUACUUGACAACUUCGGUUGCCAAUUUGUUGCUGAAUGCUUAACAAAUGAUGGAUUCUACAAGGAAUUAAAUGAAGAAGGCGAAGCUAAAUUCAACGAACUUAUUGACACAAUAAUCACUUUGUUCAAGGGCGACAUCACAGAAGAAGAUCAUCCAAUACAUAAACCAUUCUCAGUAAGAUUACUAAAAAGUUUGAUUCAAGGUGGUAACUGGAACAACAAGUUAAGAAAGCUCGAACCUUUGGGUUCCGUUCAAGGCUUGGGUGUUCCUUUCGCUACUAAGUUUUACGAGGACAUAAUCGACUCUUCAAAUUUACUAAGUUGGAUCAAUGAACCCGAUAGUUCUUUCACCGUCGUUGCACUUUACGAAUCUUUGAAAGGUAAAAACGAGGGCAAGCAAUUCAUCAAGGACUUGAAAUCAGUCUCUAAAAAAAUCGAAGAAUCUGAAUCCAACAAAGGUGCUCGUCUUUUACUCAAAUUAAUGGCACAAUAA
Kazachstania africana CBS 2517 is the source of this 1902-nucleotide messenger RNA. It is a transcript of the gene PUF6, whose product is annotated as Puf6p. The record is from RefSeq and is a predicted model, not a curated record. Gene Ontology annotation, molecular function: mRNA binding. Bases 1 to 1902 code for a protein of 633 amino acids. Gene Ontology annotation, biological process: regulation of translation. Gene Ontology annotation, cellular component: nucleolus. The transcript has a single exon. NCBI's taxonomy places the organism in Eukaryota, Fungi, Ascomycota, Saccharomycetes, Saccharomycetales, Saccharomycetaceae.